Messenger RNA from Anastrepha obliqua, 906 nucleotides. RefSeq lists its product as uncharacterized. Bases 331 to 906 code for a protein of 191 amino acids. The transcript is spliced from 3 exons. The record is from RefSeq and is a predicted model, not a curated record. Lineage: Eukaryota; Metazoa; Arthropoda; Insecta; Diptera; Tephritidae.
AGAUCAAUUAAGUUCUUGUAAAGUAAUUGCAGUGUUCUAUGUGGUUAUAAAAUCAGUUUUGAAGUUUAAAUUUACGAAGCGGGUUGCCAUUUAUACCAUUUUUAACUUUGGGCGCGCGUGACUUAAAGACACGAACAACAUGUUCGCGGGUGCACAUGUACCCGUACCAUAACGUGUAAUAUGCAAAUUGGUGCAAGUAGCCGUCUACUCACCCAGCUGCUGUCAAAGUUAAACUAUAAAAUUACACUCGAAAAGUAAAGGACCAUCAUUCAAUCGACCGACACAGCGAAGUCAACUACAAACAGGGCUGCAAAUCAUAUUUCAGAAAAAAUGUUCCAAUUACGAUCCUCACACCUCAUCUGCCUCAUUCUUAUCUAUCAACGUUCUGUUUCUGCGAGCUACGAGUAUGCAGGCUUACCGAACGUUUUCAACUCACUUCCAAACGGCAUAGCCUACGCUACACCUUUGCCCUGUGACUUACCUCCUCCGCCGUUGCAGGGUUAUGGCGCCGCCGCCUACGCCAAACCGCUCGUGUUUGCAUCUUAUCCGCACAUUUAUGCGCCCACGCCACAAUAUAAUUAUGCCUCUGUAGCUCCGUCGUUUGCGAAAGCUGAGCCGCGUAUCAAAGUUUCAACUGGCCUUCCUGUCACAACUACAUAUACGACUGCUGUAGGGUUGGCAGCACCUCCGCCAGUGGUGGGUUUUGCACCUGCACCUUCACCAGCAAUAUAUGGGGUACCGCCAACUGGUUAUAGUGGUUCAGUGUCAUAUGCGGCACCACCAACUUUCAUCGGCUCGACUGCCUAUGCUACACCCACUGUUCUAGCAGCAGCGUCACACGUGAAGAAAUUUCGCGCCCCGUUGCCGGUGACUGGAUACGCGUACGCCCAGGGAGCGGCGUGGUGA